Molecule: messenger RNA, 11396 nt
Organism: Acanthoscelides obtectus
Lineage: Eukaryota; Metazoa; Arthropoda; Insecta; Coleoptera; Chrysomelidae
Source: the annotation of a GenBank genome assembly
CACGCGGUUCCCGGAUUGGCCGGCGUCCGUGGCCUGACCCGGCGCCGCGCUCGCCAUCUUCACCGUUCCGAUAAAUGCCGCCACAACCGCCUGUUCAAGACAGUUUGAUAGCCGCUACUCGCGUGCUGACUUGCGACGUUGCCACAUUUACGCACCCCCGAAACAACCCCCUGUAUCUGAAAACGUCGCGAGUGAUACGCUGUGAUAUUUUCGCAUUUGACAACUCUACGAAGGAUAUUUAUACGUUUUAGGUUUAGAAAAAUUGGUAUUAACCCACAUCACACUACGAGUCCAUCACUACAAUGCCAGCUCGAGCCCCAGAACCAUACAUGAAUGGCACCACGAAUGGCACCGGUGCAGGAGAGGAUAUCGUCAUUACAGGUAUCUCAGGACGCCUGCCAGAAAGUAACUCCAUCGAAGAGUUUAAGCAACAGCUGUUCGAUGGAGUCGACCUGGUUACUGACGACGAGAGGCGGUGGCCCAGUGGAUUGUACGGCCUGCCCACCAGGACGGGCAAGAUCAAGGAUCUGCAGUACUUUGACGCCACAUUCUUUGGAGUACACGCCAAACAGGCGCAUGUAAUGGACCCACAGCUUCGAAUGUUGCUCGAAUUGACUCAUGAAGCUUUAGUAGACGCUGGAGUGAAUCCCUCGGAUGCAAAGGGCUCCAAAACGGGAGUAUUUAUUGGAGUAUCAGACAGUGAAUCGUCAGAGUUCUGGACGCAAGAUCCUGAACAGAUCAACGGAUAUGGACUCACAGGUUGUUGUCGUGCCAUGUUCCCCAACAGAAUCUCAUAUACAUUCGACUUCAACGGCCCCAGUUACGCAAUCGACACAGCCUGUUCCAGCAGUCUGUUCGCCUUCCAACAGGCGGUGACAGCCAUCAAAACGGGCCAAUGUGAAGCGGCUAUCGUCGGCGGUGUCAAUCUGCUGCUGAAGCCUACCUCCUCGUUGCAGUUUCACCGAUUGAGCAUGUUGAGUCCGCACGGAAUGUGCAAGGCGUUCGACGUCUCAGGAAAUGGAUACGUAAGGUCAGAAGCAGCCGUGGUUGUCUAUCUGCAGAAAGCGAAAAACGCAAAACGUGUCUACGCUUCAGUCUUGGGAGCAAAAACGAACACUGACGGUAACAAGGAACAGGGAAUCACCUUCCCAUCAGGAGGCAUGCAGAACAAACUCAUCAGAGAAGUAUACGAAGAAAUUGGACUUAAACCGCAAGAAGUAUCCUAUGUUGAGGCUCACGGUACUGGUACCAAGGUUGGAGAUCCUCAGGAGGUCAACUCUAUCGCAGAUUUCUUCUGUAAGGACAGGAAGGAUCCUCUACUUAUUGGUUCGGUGAAAAGUAACAUGGGUCACUCGGAACCGGCAUCCGGUCUGUGCUCAGUCGCGAAGCUGGUGAUUGCAAUGGAGGCUGGCAUGAUCCCGCAAAACCUGCAUUUCAAAUCGCCAAACAAAGACAUUCCAGCGCUGAACGAUGGAAGACUAAAAGUUGUGGCUAAGAAUGAACCCUGGAACGGCGGCAUUGUGGCGAUUAACUCUUUCGGUUUUGGUGGAGCCAACGCACAUAUAGUACUAAAGUCAAACCCUAAACCAAAGACAACGUGGCCGGCUGGAUCAACUCCAAGAGUUGUAGGAGUAUCCGGGCGAACUGAAGAGGCUGUGAAUAAUUUCUUGGACAAGGUUGCAAAACAUAAGGACGAUGAAGAAUUCUUAGCUUUAGUGGACGAGGUUCAUAGCAGGAACAUUCCUGGACAUGCCUUCAGAGGAUAUACUGUCUUGAAAGAUCAACCAGUCAAGGAAGUUUCACAGGUACCUGGUGACAAACGACCAAUAGCCUUCAUCUUCUCUGGUAUGGGUUCCCAAUGGCCUGGAAUGGCCAAAGAUCUCAUGAAGGUAGAGGCUUUCAAGACUUCCUUGAACAGGUGCUCAAAUGCACUUAAACCACAUGGAAUCAACUUGGAAGAUAUUCUCAUCAAUGGCACAGAAACGACCUUCGACAACGUAUUGAACUCUUUCGUUUCCAUCGCCGCCAUGCAGGUGUGUCUGACUGACAUCUUGAGCACGCUUGCUAUUGAACCUGAUUACAUUGUUGGACAUUCAGUAGGAGAAGUCGGCUGUGCGUAUGCAGACGGUACAUUGACUGCCGAACAAGCUGUCUUGGCGGCUUACUCCAGAGGUCGAGCCAUAUUGGAAAGCAAACUUGCACCUGGUGCUAUGGCUGCUGUAGGUCUAUCAUGGGAAGAAGUUAAAAAAAGAUGCCCUCCAGAAAUAGUUGCCGCCUGCCACAACAGUGAAGACAGUGUGACAAUCUCAGGACCACCAGCUGCGAUCGAAAAAUUCGUUGCUCAGCUUCAAGCUGAGAACAUCUUCGCCAAAGGAGUAAAGAGUUCUGGCACCGCCUUCCACAGCAAAUACAUUGCUGAUGCUGGACCGAAACUGAGAAAAUCACUGGAUGAUAUCAUCCCUAACCCUAAACCAAGGUCUCCUAGGUGGAUUUCAUCUUCCAUCCCCGAGUCAGGUUGGGGUACCCCAUUGGCCCAACAGAGCUCACCUGCUUACCACGUGAACAACUUACUUUCCCCUGUACUGUUCCACGAAGCCUUGCAACAUGUUCCUGAUAACGCAAUUGCUAUUGAAAUCGCCCCAACUGGUCUCCUGCAGGCUAUCCUUAAGAGGGCUCUGGGACCCAAAGCUACUAACAUCAGUUUGGUCAAGAGGGGACACGCUGACAAUGUGGAGUUCUUGCUAUCAGCUAUUGGAAAGAUCUACAAUGCUGGUGCCCAGCCAAAAUUCGGUGCUCUAUAUCACCCUGUCAGCUUCCCAGUAGGAAAAGGUACUCCCAUGUUGAACUCCAUGAUUGAAUGGGACCACUCCAUCGAAUGGUCUGUCGCCAAUUUCUCCGGAAAAGGUUCCAGGUCUGGCGAACUUGUUGUGGAAGUGGAUCUUAGCAAAGAAGGAGACAAAUACCUCUCAGGUCACGCCAUUGAUGGCCGUGUUCUAUUCCCCGCUACUGGGUACCUAACUCUUGUUUGGAAGUCCUUCGCCAAACUAAGAAAUGAAGACUUUGAACAAUUGCCUGUCAUUCUCGAAGAUGUGCAAUUCCAUCGUGCUACUAUAAUGCCCAAAGAGGGUACAGUGAAGUUCCUGAUCAACAUCUUCGAAGGGUCUGGAGAAUUUGAACUAUGUGAAGGUGGAUCAGUUGCCGUAACUGGUAAAAUCCGUGUCCCAGAAGAUGUCACCAAGGAAUCCCUUACUCUCGAUAAACCUCAAGUGCCUACUGAGAAAGAUGUACUAUCUCUCACGGCACCUGACAUAUACAAAGAACUAAGACUUCGUGGAUAUGACUAUGAAGGUAUCUUCAGAGGUAUCUCAGAGUCAGACAACAAAGGAAUAGCUGGUAAGCUGAAAUGGGACAACAACUGGAUCAGCUUUAUCGAUACCAUGCUGCAGUUCUCUAUUUUGGGUCAGAACACCAGAGAGCUCUACCUGCCUACUAGACUUCAAAGAGCGUUUAUCAAUCCUAAGGGGCACUUGCAGACUAUCAAGGGAUUGGCUGAAGGAGACAGCGUACCAGUAUACAUGUACCGCAAGAUCGGCGUGAUCAAAUCAGCAGGCAUCGAACUGCGCGGUAUGAAAGCCAGCUUGGCUCCUCGAAGACAGCAAGCUCAAUCUCCCCCAAAACUGGAGAAGUACCAAUUCGUCCCAUACGACAACACACAACCUCUUACUGAAGAUCCUGAUAAGGCUAAAACUCAGGCACUGACUGCUAUUUUGCAAACUGUCAUCGAAAAUAGUGGAGGUGCUCUGAAGAUCAAAGUCGCUGAAGUUGGCACCGAUAAGCCUAUCGAGUCUGUCUUGGCGCCCACAAUCAAGGACAUUUUAGAAUCUGAGCCCAUGCUUUCUGCUGAGGUGACUGUAGUAACUGGAGGCCAAACAGACAGCAGUGCACUGGAAGCCAACGAAAUCAAACAUGUAGUACGUGACGUGAACAUUAGUCCAGUAGCCCAAGACACCCACUUAGUAGUUGCCAGUGACUUGUUACAGUACAAUAAACUUAACGUUCUAAGCAACUGUGUAGCCUCUUUAAAACAAGGAGGCUUCGUUCUCCUUGAAGAACUUAAAGGGCCGGUCGAUAUGAAAAAACUUGGUGACUUGGAACUUAUUUCCAGGCAGACCACUAGUUUGAAAGUCUACCUCCUUCUGCGUAAACCUAUCGUUGUCCCAACAGACGCAACUGUCAUCCAAAUAACCGAGAAGAACUUCACGUGGGUGGAACCCCUGAAAGAUGCCAUGAAGAAGGCUGAAACGGACAACGGCAAAAUAUAUGUGUACGUUCAAGGAGAAGAGCUGACUGGCCUUAUUGGCAUGGUGAACUGUCUCAAACAGGAACCUGGUGGUGGAAACAUCAGGUCCGUCUUCCUUCAGGACAAAACCGCGCCCACGUUUACUAUCAAGGCAUACGAAAGUCAAUUGAAGAAGGAUCUGGUACACAAUGUGUUGAAGAACAAGGUGUGGGGAUGCUAUAGGCAUUUGCAGUUGGACCACUAUAACGACUCUGGAAAGUUGCAAGUGGAACACGCGUACAUCAAUACUUUGACUAGAGGAGAUUUGGCCAGUUUGAGAUGGAUUGAAGGACCUUUGGGACAUUACAAGGGUGACGAUCCAAAAACUGAACUGUGCCACGUAUACUACGCCCCACUGAACUUCCGUGACAUCAUGUUGGCCACAGGAAAACUUCCUCCAGAUGCGCUGCCUGGUGAUCUUGCUGGUCAAGACUGUAUCCUGGGUCUGGAGUUCUCAGGAAGAGACUCCAGUGGUAAGAGGGUCAUGGGUAUGGUAGCCGCCAAGAGUUUGGCUACUACAGUACUGGCAGAUCCUGGAUUCCUUUGGGAAGUACCUGAGAAGUGGAGCUUGGAAGAGGCUGCUACUAUUCCUGUCGUAUACGGAACGAGCUACUACGCCUUGGUAGUCCGUGGAGGUUUGAAACAAGGCGAAUCUCUAUUGGUGCACGCCGGUACAGGAGGUGUAGGUCAAGCCUCAAUUGCCAUCGCUCUGCACAUGGGAUGCACAGUAUUCACCACAGUCAGUAGCCAACAAAAGAGGGACUUCCUCAAGAAGACCUUCCCUCAACUGAAGGAUGAAAAUAUCGGUAACUCUAGGGACACAAGUUUCGAACAAAUGGUCAUGACACAAACUAACGGUAGAGGCGUGGAUGUUGUAUUGAAUUCUUUGGCUGCUCACCAACUGCAGGCUUCUGUCAGGUGUCUGGCAAUCGGUGGUAGAUUCUGUGAAAUCGGUAAAGUAGAUCUGUCGAACAACUCGCCACUUGGUAUGAGCAUCUUCUUGAAGAACACCACCUUCCACGGCAUUCUACUUGACGCACUUUUCGACUCUGACACACCCGAGAAGAAACUCGUCAUGAGAUUGGUCAGCGAAGGUAUCGAAAGCGGAGCUGUUAGGCCUUUGCCUAAGACUGUCUUCAAUGAACACCAGGUCGAACAAGCUUUCCGUUACAUGGCCUCUGGCAAGCACAUUGGUAAAGUCCUGUUGAAGAUUCGUGAUGAAGAAAGUCGUAAGACUCAGAGGCCUGUCGUAAAGACAGUCAAUGCUAUUCCCAAGACUUACAUGGACCCAGACAAGAGCUACGUCUUAGUCGGAGGUCUUGGUGGAUUCGGUUUGGAAUUGGCCAACUGGCUAACCACCAGAGGAGCCCAGAAAUUGGUAUUGACUUCUAGGAGCGGGAUUAAGACUGGUUAUCAGUCACUUUGCAUUAGGAGAUGGAGAGAACAAGGCGUGAAAGUGCUGGUCUCCACGGCCGAUGCAACUACUGAUAAGGGGGCUAAAAGACUGUUAGAAGAAGCCAACGAACUGGGACCUGUUGGCGGUAUAUUCAACUUGGCUGUGGUAUUACGUGACGCUAUGAUGGAAAACCAAUCAGAAGCUGACUUCAAAACUGUAUGCAAACCAAAGGUAAGAUAUGACCAACAUCACUUUAAAGCAACGUUUUCCAGUCUUCAUAAAAAAUACCGACUUACAAAGUCAAUGGUCCUAAAACUUCACAUCUAUUUAAGACGCAUUUAUUAAGGUAUUUGCUCACCAUAAACCCCAUCAUACUAGGAUUUUGUGCCUGAACGAAGCGUAAUUUUAGAGACGCCGCUCUGUGCAUGAUAAAUGAACUAGGCACAGUGCCGUACAUACGCGUAUGAUUUGAUGAAUGAACCAUCAUUUUUUAGAUGAGUAAGGUGGAGUUAAGGUAGUUUUUGUUAAUUUUCAUCCAACUUAUGAUAGCAAUUUCUCUCUGUUAACUAAGUGCAGGAUAAAAACUAUGUCCUGGGUGUCCUGGAAGUUUUACUUGAAAAUGCUGUUGAAGUUGUCGUUGUUUGAUUCAGAAACACACGUUUAUUUCUUUUUAUGGAUGUCUAUAUCCUAUUUCACGAGUAUACAUCACGCUUUGAUGUCUACUGAGAUGAACAGCUGAUGAGCACGUAAUAUUUCUGUGUUAGUCUGCAACGUUGGCUAUAAUGAAUCGGGUGUAAAUCUAACAAACAUUUGUUUGUAGCGUUUAGUUUUUUGUAUGCAAAUGAACUUUUCUAAAUAAAACAGCUUUUAGCAAGUACAAAAUGAAUCUUUUGCGUACAAGAAACCAAAUCAAAAUAUGGCUCUGUCUACCUGGCGUUGACGGAUCCGUUAGAAUUAUGUGUCCUUUGCCGAUACGAAGAAUUUUGAAAUAUUACUAGAUAACCAGCUGUCAUUCUACCUUGAUGGAUACUCGUGAAAUAGAGUAUAGGUCUUUUACUGCUGUUUUUUUUUUUCAGAACCCUUUGUAAAUAAACUGCUAGGUUAACCUACACACCGCGCGGCGCUUGAUUUAGAUACGUCGUAUUUUUGUAUGCUGGAUGAUAUGCCGAGCUGCCCAAUCAAUUUUUUCUAAACCUAAUAGCUCGAUUAUCUUAAAGCUUUGGUAUAUCUGCUACUAUGAAAAUUUAUUUAUUAAAUUCCCAAUUUGAAGGACACCUUGGAUACGUCAACGGAGAUUCUGGAACGGUUCGCUUACCUAACGGGUAGUCUGCGAACCAUGCUAGCAUACGUAGAACAGUGUUAAUGGGCUGCUACAAUUCAUGCUGGAUAUGGUCCUAGUACGAGAUGAUAUAAUGGGCAAAUACUUUUUGAUCGUGAUUCUACAAAAAGUUUUUUUUUAUCACUUGAAACCGUUCAGAAACAUAAUAUAACAAAAUUAUCACUUAUAUCCAGUUUUUCUAAGUAGUUUAACCCAAGAUGAGACAGAAUGAUGUGAAACAAUUUCCAUUGAUGAGUGACACAAUUUCGUUUUUCCGAAAGUCUUCAACGACGUAUUUAUUAUUUUUGCAUUUAGGUUGACGGUAGCAAACAACUAGACGUCGCCUCAAGAGCUCUGGCUCCAAAUUUGGACUACUUCGUGAACUUCUCGUCUGUGUCAUGUGGCCGUGGUAACGCUGGACAGGCCAAUUAUGGUCUCGCCAACUCUGCUAUGGAAAGGAUCGCUGAAGCUCGUCAAGCAGUUGGUUUACCUGGUAUGGCCAUCCAAUGGGGUGCUAUUGGUGAUGUGGGUCUCAUCUUAGAAACCAUGGGAGGUAACGACACAGAAGUUGGUGGCACUCUGCCACAAAGGAUGUCAUCUUGCUUGAACACAAUGGACAUAUUCCUACAACAACCCCAUGCCGUUGUGGCCAGUAUGGUACUUGCGGAGAAGAAAAAGGGAACUGGAGCAGGAAAUCAAGUCAGUCUCACAGAUGCUGUUGCUAACAUUUUAGGUAUCAAGGAUGCCUCGACAGUAGCAGGCAGCGCCUCGUUAGCAGACCUUGGUAUGGACUCUUUGAUGGGUGCUGAAAUCAAACAAACACUAGAAAGGAACUACGAUUUAGUGCUGAGCGCGCAGGAAAUCAGAGCUCUAACCUUCGGCAAGCUGGUGGAACUUGGAAGCGGUGGUGGAAGUGCAGCUUCUGUAACAGCUAGCGGUGCUAAAGAUAAGAAUGUACAAUUUGACAUGAACACCGAAAUCAUGCCGUCUAAGACCUUAAUCGAGAUGCCAAGCAAGGGCAAAGAGAACAGCAAAACGCCCGUAUUCUUAUUGCAUCCUAUUGAAGGUGUUGUUAAGGUCCUGGAAACCCUUGCUAAGAACAUCGACGCUCCAGUAUACGGUCUCCAAUGCACAGCUAACGCGCCUUUAAACAGCAUCGUAGACCUAGCCAAACACUACAUCACAGAAAUCAAGAAAGUUCAGCCUAAAGGGCCUUAUACACUCAUAGGAUACUCUUUCGGAGCCUGUGUAGCCUUCGAAAUAGGCAUUUUGCUGGAGAAGGCCGGAGAAAAAGUCAAGCUGUUACUGUUAGAUGGAUCUCCAUCUUAUGUAGCGAUGCACACGGGUAAGGCCAAGACGAAGAUCAACAAUGAAGCAACUGAACAAGCUGAAGUGCUCAGUUAUUUUGCUAUGCAAUUCAAAGACAUCGAUCUAGCAAAGAUGACAUCAGAAUUAAUCGCACUGAAGACAUGGGAUGAGAGGUUGAAGAAGGUAGUUGACAUCCUAACUGGAACACCUUUCAAGCCAGAACAAAUCGCGGCAGCUGCAACCAGUUUCUACGGUAAACUCAAGGCUGCCGACAAAUACAAAACAUCAGGGAAGUUUAACGGAAAUGUCACCUUAGUCAAAGCUAGCGAUAACUUCGUACAGAUGGGCGAAGACUACGGAUUAUCAGAGGUAACAGACUUUUUAAUUAGAUACUAUAACGUUCUGAAAUUAAUCUAAAUCAUAUAAAGGAUGUACCAGUAGUCACUUCGAGAUUUAAAUUUAGCGAAACUUUUCAAUUCCGUGACGUAAAAUUUUAUAUUGCGCAUGUCAUGUCAUUUAGAGACACGACAAUUUAAUUAUACAGGGUGGCCAAUAUAUAACUGACGGAUUUAAAUUGCGGGCCAUUUUUGAUACACGCAUUUCAAUAUGUGGCGCCCUAGUAAUUGUUUAAAGCACAUGUGUCCAAUUCAUCAUGGAGCGCUACACGAUCCCACAACGCGUCCGUAUUGUUAAAACGUUUUACUUAAAUAAUGAGUCGAUUGUUGCAACGAUUCGGAAACUACGACAAGACUUCGCUCGAAAUAACGUGCCCAGUACCAUUCGUCAGUUGGUACGGAUAUUUGAACAAACAUGUAAAGUUAAAGACUUGCCAAGGUCUUUUAUUACGUGUUCGAACUGUUCGUACUCCGGAAAAUAUCGAGAGAGUUCGUGAAACUCGGUAUUCGUCGCACGUCAUUAUGCACUAUUUAAAAAACAAGAAGAAAAAGUAAAUAUCGAUUUUUACCGACAACUGAUAAUGAGCCUUUGAAGCCCACUUCGAUAUGAUCGGGUUUGUUAAUAAACAGAAUUGUCGUAUCUGGGCAUUAGAAAACCAUCGUGUCAUCCAUCAACGACCACUACAUGCUCGUCGAGUCACAGUUUGAUGCGGUAUUUGGUAUGGAGGAGUCAUUGGACCUUACUUCUUUGAAGACGCUGCAGAUAAUUCUCUUACUGGCACUGGCGAGCCCUACCGUGAUGUGGUGCAAAACUUUCUGGCUCCUCAAAUCCAACAAUUUAACCUGCAAAACAUGUGGUUCUAACGGGACCAUCAAAUCAAUCAUUCUUUGAAAAUUCUCAUCGUUAGUUUUAGUAUAAAAUAGCAUUGCAAAUCUCUUGGUAGGAUUGAACUUCGAACAGUUAACCUUGCAAUAGUUACGUUCACCAGUUCUAAAUUAAUUUAUGAGACAUAACUACCAUAAUCUUUGUUAGUUUUAAUAAAAACGCGAAGUACAUAUUGGGACAAUGUUUACAAACACUACUAGUCUGAUCUCAUGAAUAUUUACCACAAAAGCUCAGAAAAAAGCAGAAAAAUGUCGGUCCAACGCCCAAAUGUAUUUGGCAUUUGAAGGUUUAAAGGUUGAUUUUCACUAUACAUUCCGUUUCCAUUCCGUAACCGUUCCGUAAAUUAUUGAAAUUAAAUAUUCGCCUUGGCUUAAAGCAGGCUAUUGCGUGUGUAUGCACAUUAUCCGUAAGGUAUACUGUGUAUAAAAUCACAUUGUACGGAACGUUUACGAAACUGAUAUGGAAUGGAAAUGGAAUGUAUAGUGAGAAUCAACCUUAAAACUCCCUGCAUAGCAACACUGUCUCGUGCCAAAAUCACGUAACCUUUUUUUACUAUUUUGAUCACUAUUUUAUGAGGAAAUUUCUGAGAUAGUCGUUAAAAUAUUAUAACAUUGGUGACCAAAAGGUUUCAACACAGUACUGAAUCGAUGAGAAAGAAAGAUAUAAUACGCGUGAAAUUAUACAAUCAAUAAACUAUGAAAUUUUCCAAAAGAAAAUCAUUAAAAAUGGUUUGUCCCAGGAAUCGGCACUCUACCAUUAAUAAGGAUAAAUUCAAAUUACUAGUAAGUAAUCAAAAUAGAAGAAAAAAGGUUACUUGAUUUUGGCACGUGGCAACACGUAAAGUGAAGAUGUGAAUCAAAAAUAAUGUUUGCUGCCACACUUUACAAGUCAUGCCUACUCAAGUCUAACUUAUAUUUUUCUUUUAUUCUAGGUGUGCAAACAGAAAGUACAAAUAGAGUCUUUGAAGGGUGAUCACAGGACGAUUCUCAGCGGAGAAACCGUAGAAAAGAUUGCAGAUAUCGUGCACAAACUCCUCAAAGCUUAGAUAUCGAUUUUCUCUAGCGGUCCAGCACAUACACAUUCCGAUAAAUUUUAUAGACUAAAUGGGAUAUACCUAGUCGAAAAAGUGCUAUAUAAUGUGUGUAGAGGUCGCUACAUUGGAAAUAGAUAGCUAGAUAAAUAAUUAAGGAGAAACAAGAAACAUUGCAAAACUAUGUUUCUGUUAUUCUUCUACUCAAAAUUGUAUAUUCAGUUUUAAAAUCGAAUGUUUUCAUGUGGGUAUGAUCAGAGCACCUUCACAUUGAUAACAUGUGCAGUUAUUUUCAUUCACGAAAUAAAUAUUUUUUAUAUUCAUGGUUCAAAUUAUAUUUAAUUUAAUUUUCGUAUCACUGCACACAUAAUGAGAGGUAGUUAUUUUGACUAUAGUGUAUGUAUAGUGGUAUUUAAGCAAAAAGACAUGGAUUUUUAACAGUUUGUUUCCAAUGCAGCUUGGUGACUGUAUAUAUGUAGAUGAAGUUUAUCUCCUAUAUAUUUUAUAAGUAAUUUAUUUUUUUAAGAACAUUUCUUAAGUUAUUGAAUGUCAAACGAAUUUAUUUUUGUAAGUGUAAACCAAAGAUCAAUAAUAAAUUUCUGUUACUCUGGUGAUCGUGCAGGGUUUGUUGCUUGACCACUGCAUCAUCGUCACAGCUUUUUGUGUGUAAAAAGUUGGUUGUAUAUAUACCUACUUAAUAAAGAACAUAUAUUAUUUGAAAACA